UGUAAAAUGACACAGCUAGAAUUUAAAUAUUUGAAUAAUUUAUUUCUAAAUUGUUAUUUUCUGAAGUAAAAAAAUCAUUGUAAUGCAUUUGAAAACUAUACUAAUCUUUUGUUCAUUUUGUUUUUUUACCGGAAUAAUAAGCGAGGGACUUAACGUAUUUCAAAUAAACCUCUUUGAAUACUUGAUAACGGAUUAUAAUAUUGGUAGAUCCAUUGAAAAAAUACAACAUGCAUUAUUUUGUCAUGAUAUCGAAGAGACUUACAAUGAUUAUAACCUUGAUGAUGAAAAAACUGUAAGAAUUUUCAAGAUUUUGAAUUUUUUGGUUAAAGUUAAUAAGACAAGCGAUAACAAAAAAGUUGAAAAACUUGGUAUAAAUGAGGUUCAAUUAAUCUCAAAUAUAUUCAGUUAUCUUGAUACAGACAACGAUUGCUUGAUAGAUACGAAACAAUUCAUUACAUUGAUUGACUAUUGUGUUUAUACUGUUAAUCUGGGUACAUUAGAUGCUACUGUACAUUCAUCAGAAGCUCAAGAACAUCAAAUUAGGGGUUAUCCAACAAUAAAAUUCUUCCCAUCAGGCACAUCUAGUUCUAGUGGAGCUGAAGAAUAUAAAGGUGGUCGAACAUCCAAUGAUAUUAUUAGCUGGGCAUUGCAGAAACAUCAAGAAAAUGUACCACCUCCUGAAGUUUUUGAGGUAGUAACACAGAACGAAAAUGACAAUGAAAAUCUCAAAAGUGUUGUAGUUAAUUUAAAGAAAGAAAUUUAUGAUGAAAAUGACAAACUACACAGUUUUAGUGAUGUACUGAUAAAAGUAUUAUUCUACAAGGCAAAAUUUAAUGAUAGAGACUUUGGUAAACGUUACAAUUUUGAUGCCUAUAAUAAUAUACUAUAUAAUAUUUCAGAAUUGUUUCCUCCAUCAUUGAUAUAUAAAUAUUAUUACCAAUUUUUUUAACUAUUAUUUAAAAUAUUCUACACUUAUAGAAAAUUGUAAUAAAAUCUUUUAUUGUAUUUCAUUAAUAUUUUAAAUAAAAUAAU
Messenger RNA from Daktulosphaira vitifoliae (grape phylloxera), 1032 nucleotides. RefSeq lists its product as uncharacterized. Gene Ontology annotation, cellular component: endoplasmic reticulum lumen. Gene Ontology annotation, biological process: response to endoplasmic reticulum stress. The record is from RefSeq and is a predicted model, not a curated record. Gene Ontology annotation, molecular function: protein-disulfide reductase activity; calcium ion binding; protein disulfide isomerase activity. The coding region runs from base 83 to 949 and encodes 288 amino acids. The transcript has 7 exons. Lineage: Eukaryota; Metazoa; Arthropoda; Insecta; Hemiptera; Phylloxeridae.